AUGUCGGAGCUGAGCGACGAGGCCAGCGAGUCGGAGCUGCUGAGCCGCAGCCUCUCCAUGUGGCACGGGGCGGGGCCGCUGCUGUGCCGGGAGGAGCUGGACGUGCCCCUGGACCUGCACACUGCCUCCUCUGUCGGCCAGGACCAAGUGGUGCAGGAGUGCAUUCAGCGUGGAGAUCUGGAUUUAAACAAGAGGAACUGUGGGGGCUGGACUCCACUGAUGUAUGCCUCCUACAUUGGCCAUGACACCAUUGUGCACCUGCUGCUGGAAGCAGGAGUGAAUGUGAACAUUCCCACACCAGAGGGGCAGACACCACUCAUGCUGGCCUCCAGCUGUGGAAAUGAAAGUGUGGCUUACUUUCUUCUACAGCAAGGUGCAGAGCUGGAGAUGAAGGACAUUCAUGGCUGGACUGCCCUGUUCCACUGCACCAGCGCCGGGCAUCAGCAGAUGGUCAAGUUCCUGCUGGACAAUGGGGCAAAUGCCAACUGCAGGGAGCCAGUGUAUGGAUACACACCUCUGAUGGAAGCAGCUGCUUCUGGCCAUGAGAUCAUUGUCCAGUACCUUCUCAAUCAUGGAGUGAAGACAGAUGUCAGGGAUAACACUGGAGCCACAGCACGCACACUGGCCAUGAAGUAUGGCCACACAAAGAUUGUGGGGCUGAUAGAUUUGCAUGCAGCCCCAGUGCCCAAGGUCUUCUGCAGGGGUCCAGGGAAAUACGAAGAGCUGAGUUCCUCAGAUGAAUCUUGUUCUGCUCCUCAAAGACAGAGACCUGUUCGUAGAACCAAGGGCCCCAGCAUCCAUGAGGGGCCCCAGGCUUUGGCUGAGAUAACAGCAGCUGGAAUUGGAGGAAAGAAGCAGUCUUGCUAUGAGCAGGUCCCUCCUCAGGGCUAUGUCACCUUCAAGGAUGAUGGCAGCUGUGAAGCAGAUGGUAUCAGGAACAGGGAUGUCACCUCUCCAAUUAACGAGCAGGAUGUGGAAAGCAGCAGCAGCAGGGAGGAGAAUAUUUUCUUCACCAACAACUUAGGAGCUGUCAGGAGCAGCAGUAGCAGCAGUGAAUGCCUGACCAAAGCCCUUGGAGUCAGCAGUGAAGGCUCCUUGGAAAGCAAUGAGGAUUCUGACCCAGCCAGCAGCACCCCCAGCCGGAAGCAGGCCAAGAGCUUCAAGAGCAAGAGUCGCUACAGCAGCAGUGACAGCCACUGGUGCCACUGCCUGGGCAGGGCUGGGGGCUCCACGCAGCCCCCUGCCUACACAGGGCCACAGGACUUGGCGACACUGCUUGAGCAGAUUGGGUGCCUGAAGUAUCUGCAGGUGUUUGAGGAGCAAGAUGUCGACCUCCGGAUCUUCCUGACCCUCACGGAGAGUGACCUGAAGGAAAUAGGCAUCACCCUGUUUGGGCCAAAGAGGAAGAUGACUUCUGCCAUCGCGCGGUGGCACAGCAGCGCCCGGCCGCCCAGCGACGCCCUGGAGCUGGCCUACGCCGACCGGCUGGAGGCUGAGAUGCAGGAGCUGGCAAUUCAGCUGCACAAGAGGUGUGAAGAGGUGGAGGUGAUGAAGGGCCAGGUGUGCCAGGAGCAGAAGCUGCGUGCAGUGGCUGAGAGCUGUUUGAUGGAGCGGGAUGUGACCUGGAAUGCCAUCCAGUGCCAGCUCAGAGAGGCCCAGGCCAUCACGAAGGAUGCUGGAGUCCUGCUGGAUCAGAUCAAGUGCUGUCAGGCAGAGCUGUCCUCACGCUUCACCCAGGAGCCCAGUGCCAGCAGGGUGCUGGGCUCAGAGCUGCAGCUGGGCACCGUGCUGGAGGGGUGGCCACCUUCCCUGGAGUCUCUGAGCUUGCCUGAGCUGUCAGCUGUCCUGGAGCAGUAUGUGGGAGAAAUGGGAAAAGCUCUGCAGACUGUGGCUGAAAACCUCCAGAGGCUCCAAGGCCCGGGCCAGAGCUGGCCAGAGCCAUAG
Indicator indicator is the source of this 1944-nucleotide messenger RNA. RefSeq names its product ankyrin repeat and sterile alpha motif domain containing 3 (gene ANKS3). The coding region runs from base 1 to 1944 and encodes 647 amino acids. The transcript has 15 exons. Gene Ontology annotation, molecular function: protein binding. The record is from RefSeq and is a predicted model, not a curated record. NCBI's taxonomy places the organism in Eukaryota, Metazoa, Chordata, Aves, Piciformes, Indicatoridae. Gene Ontology annotation, cellular component: cilium.